AUGCUUUCCGUAAAAGCAAAUUUUGUAACGGCGCGCAAAGGAGGAAGCGUAACAAGAAAUAUCAAAGCAACCACUUCACGUUUGUUAGCAGCAAAGCAGGCCCAGCUCUAUCAGCAAUCAUGCAUCAGCAAUCUCUCCACUGAAAACCAACCAACAGAUGUAGCCUUGGAAUGGCAGAGGGCACGUCCAUUUAGCGAGAUACCUAAAGCUAGCGCAUUUAAGUUCAUAAGUAAAUUUUUACCAGGUGGCCCGUAUUCCAAAUUAGAUUUCAGUCAGCUAGUCACGGCUAUGCUGAAGGAUUAUGGACCUAUUUUCCUCAUGCCAGCUAUGCCAGGUCGACCCAGCAUCUUAGUGACACACAAUCCAGACGAUUUUGAAAAUCUUUUUCGCAACGAAGGUGCAUGGCCGAUAAGGCCACUCUCGGAAGCUGUACGCUAUUAUCGCAAUAAGCUGCGCGCGGACUUUUUUGAGGGCGUAGAAGGUGUAAUAGCAACACAUGGCGAGCAAUGGAGCUCAUUUCGUACGAUUGUAAAUCCGAUACUUAUGAAGCCGAAGAACACGAAUAUGUAUCUCAACAAAAUGGCACAAGUGAAUCAGGAAUUUGUCGAUAAAAUCCGCUUAAUACGCAACCCCGAUACCUUGGAAAUGCCAGACGAUUUUAAGGAAUAUCUUCAACGUUGGGCCCUGGAGUCGGUUGCUAUUGUAGCACUUGACAAGCAACUUGGCUUGCUGCGAGAUGACAGUGAAAAUUCUUCAGAAGUUUUGAAACUCUUUUCGGCCUUAAAUGAUUUCAUGGAACUCUCUUUCGAUUUGGAAUACAAGCCUACAUUGUGGCGGGUGGUAGCCACACCAAAAUUUAGACGUCUCAUGCGAGCAAUGGAUGAUAUCAAAAGUGUAACAUGGAAAUUUGUGACGGAGGCAGUUAGAAAACUAGAGGUGGAAAAGCAGCAAGGCAUCGAACAACCAGAGCACAAGAAGAGUGUUUUGGAGAGGUUGAUAAAGCGAAAUGACAGAGUAGCGGCAGUGAUGGCUAUGGAUAUGAUGAUGGCGGGCGUGGAUACGACAACCAGCUUAGUUGCAGGGGCUCUAUUAUGUUUGGCGAAGAAUCCCGAAAAACAGGCGCGAUUACGCGCAGAAGUAAUGCGUGUUCUGCCACAAAAGAAUAGCAACUUCACAGCAGAUGCAUUGAAUAACAUUCCCUAUCUACGCGCUUGCCUUAAGGAAUCACUACGCGUCUACCCAAUCGCGAUCGGAAAUAUGCGAGUGCCACAAAACGAUCUCGUUUUAAGCGGUUAUCGUGUGCCUAAAGGUACUUUGGUGAGCAUGAUUUUCUCGACUUUACAAGCGAACGAACGUUAUUUUGCACGACCCUUGGAAUAUUUGCCGGAACGUUGGCUACGAUCUGGUGAGGAAGACCACGAGCCGAAUACAGCAGCAGCAACCAAGUGUGCACAGUCUUUAAAACCGAGCAGCCCGUUCGUUUACUUGCCAUUCGGUUUUGGGCCUAGAGUAUGUGUGGGGCGUCGAAUAAGUGAAUUGGAAGUGGAGGCAGGAAUAGCAAGAUUAGUUAGGAAUUUUAACAUAGAAUUCAAUUAUCCCACCGAUAACGCUUUCAAGAGUGUGUUAAUCAAUAUGCCAAACAUACCGUUAAGGUUUAAAUUGACUGAUAUUGAUUAA
This is a messenger RNA of Anastrepha obliqua, 1677 nucleotides long. RefSeq names its product probable cytochrome P450 12a5, mitochondrial (gene Cyp12a5). Lineage: Eukaryota; Metazoa; Arthropoda; Insecta; Diptera; Tephritidae. The record is from RefSeq and is a predicted model, not a curated record. The transcript is spliced from 5 exons. Gene Ontology annotation, molecular function: heme binding; iron ion binding; oxidoreductase activity, acting on paired donors, with incorporation or reduction of molecular oxygen. The coding region runs from base 1 to 1677 and encodes 558 amino acids.